CCUGUCUCGAAAGGGUAUUCAGUAAACCUGGUCAGGGUUGUGAAGGAGCUUCGGCGCCUGAGCUUUUUAGAGCUUUUCGCACAUCCUUUUUGGGGGUUGUUUCGGUGGUUUUUUGUAAGCCCACAAAAGAGCCAUCCCUUUCGUGGCCGCAGGACUGUUUUCCUGUUGUACCACAAGCGAAUCUGUCUUGGCCCAAAUUGCAGCUAAAACACAAAAAGGAUAUCAGCCUGAGUUCAGUUAACGAGUCGCAGUGCGAAAAUGUGUACAAAUACUGCAAUGCAUCCGCAGUGAGUUGUCUGCAGGACUUCGGGUGGAUAUAUUCAGUGCGAAAAUCGACAGCAGGUGCUCCGCCCUAUUUUUUUUUUUUUGUAAAGCAAGAUAGGAAGGUAUAAGCAUGCCCGAAUCAGUGCAGGAAUGUGGGCACGUUUUGUGGCAGUGAAGAGAACUUAAUUGGGAAACAGGAUACCUUGCCAGGAUACCAACUCCUGCGGCUGAUAAGCCAGAAAUCCUUGAGGAGCCGCCAAAAUGAGGGUCGCAGCGGAUAUGGUUUAUGACUACGGCAGCGAGGACUCCAUGGGCACCACCCACCUGGAUUGGCCCUUCCUCAUCAAGGGCAUCCUGGAGGGCCAGACGUGCACGCCCAAUGCCCCGGAACCACUGGCCGCCAUUCUCUGGGCCAUUUUCGCCGUGUUCGGGAUUGUUUAUGCCCUGCUAGGAUAUCGCUGCCUGCGGGCAGUGGGAUUCCUCAGCGGAUUGAUGGUGGGAGCGAACGGGAUCUUCAUCCUGCAGGACUUUCAGAUCACCUUCCUCGGCAAGCCAGCGGAUUCGGCAUUGGCCAUUGUGGCGGGACUGCUGGGCGCAGUCCUUGGCUCCACAUAUCCUGUCGCCUCUGUCCUAAUCAGCGCCUUCGCAGGAGCCUUGCUCUCGGGAGCUGCAAUGGCCGUAUGUGUGGCCACAUUUCCGGACAACGAGUUUGGGUACCGUGAAAUAUAUGUAGCCGUCGUCGGGGGAGCCGUCAUCUGUUCAGUGCUCACCUUGUGCUGUGUGAAAUACGUAACCAUACUCACUUCCAGCAUCGUGGGCACGGCCAUGAUCCUCAGCGCCAUCGACUUCUUCAUGCACGGACUGGAGACCAUUAACUGGAUUAUCGGCAUGCGGCCGCAUCCAACGCCGCCGCCUUGUUACGGCGGACUCCUGAUCGCCGCCUGGCCCGUCACCAUUGUCCUCAGCAUCAUGGUGCAGUGCUUCAUCACCGCCUGGCGUGUGGACCAUCGCAAGCGGGUCUACAUGCGGCACCACAAUCACCCGGGCCACGCCCACGGCGCCCACCUGCCGCACAGCCAACAGCAGGCGGCCCAGGGCCACGCCCUCGCGCCCGUGCGAAGAUCGCAGUCGCGCACGCGCGAAACUCGCGAGGAAGCCAGACAGCGCAAGUUCCGGUAUCUCUACCAGGUGCGCACCGCUCGCGGGGACAUCAUAUCGCAGGUGAGUCCCAGCAGAGGGGUACCAAGCCCCUAUGCCAUAAUAUAUCUUAUUUUAUUUAUCUUUAUUUUAUAUACUUUAUUGUUGCAGAACUUUGUUUCCGCGCUGCAGAAGCGCAUCCAGCUGAGCGGCACGGAAACGCCAUCGGAGCGGUCGAUCAAGAGCAGCUCGAACGAGCGGAACACCUUCAGGAGCGACCGCACCCACUUCACCACGAUCCACGAUCCGGACUCGGAGCUGUGCGACAAGAUCGAGAUCGUCCGUGACAUUGGAUAACAAACAAGCAAUAGCUACAUGUAACUAUACCCGUAAGGGGUUUACGGGCUGCGGUACUUCAAUGUGUGGAUGGACGGAUGGAUGGAUAUGGGUCGGGGGAGUUGGCUGGCUAUAGCUAUGGCCAGGAGAGGAAUCGGUAGGAUCGAGGACUCUAGAGAGUCCUGCGGACGAGUCACACAAGUACGGUUGCAUGUAGACUUUGUAAAUGUGGCACAAAGUGCCGGACAUUGAAAACAACAACAAACCAAAAAACGGAGGGAUAAACACUUUUGGAGGAUCAUCAAUGGAAGCUUUAAAUAUCAGAGGAUAUACGGAGUAGGAUUCGGGAGUAGGAGCUGAUUUUCCGCACUUCGGAGCACUUGCAUCGGAAACCAGCGGGAAAAGUAUUAGGACUAAGUUUAAUCGGAAUCGGAAGCGGAAUCGGAAUCGGAACCGUGCACAGCUAGAAACUAAGAUACACAAUUACCAAAUGAAGAUGGCAGGAGGCUUUCGUUCUCUUCACUUAUUCGAAUGUUACUAAAGCUAGAAACACUUACUAUGUAUUCAAAAUCCGUACUUAAGGCUACUCUAAGUUGGCAUCGGCGGGUGAUGAAUGAUUCACUGUGGAUCAUGGACACAUCGUAUUCCUGCAACUAAACACUAAACCUAACCAAGUACUAGUAGCGCUUCUCCCACUUCGAGUAUGAAUAUAGCCAGGCAGCGGUCAUUACUAAAUCAGUUCAUAUCUGUGUUAUAAUUAUACGAUUCAGGAGGAGGCCAGAGAGACGAGUACGAGUGGGUAAUUUCGUUCCAUUAACACUAUCAAGUAACUAGGCCUAAGGAUUACGUUGUGAACUCUCUCAAUCGCAGUUUCCCUUCAAGUUACAAUACAACACAAUACCUAUUAAGUACAAUAAAAAAGGGAAGGAAAAUAUGAGUUCAACCUAUACUCAAUUUAGUACGAUUGUCCGGUCUGGACAGCUGCAUUUAAAUGAUAAACCUGUACAGUUCGGAACCAUAGCCACUCUAGAGUUAGACCUAGUCUUAGCAAAUCGAUCAGCCAAAAAGCUAAGCCAUUACGUCAAUUGAAUGGCACGACAUGUCGAUAUACCUAUGUACGCAACUCACAAUCGCAGAAGGGGAAGGGAACUCAAGGUCCGACCAAGUCAAAAUUCAGCAUUUAACCUUACCCAAAAACGAUCCGCUCGAUCAGCCGUCUUAGCAUUAUCCGUAAUAUUAACGUUCAAAAGUAUAUAUACUACUAUAAGAUAUUAGAUCCAUGCAAACAGCGGUACAAACUCAAAUUAAUUCCAAAAAUUAAUUCACGCGAUAAAAGCUAGCCGAGACAUAUAAAUGAUAAGUGAUAUUAACAAUUUUAAACUGUCUAGUUAAGCAGCCCAGUUGUCCGAAAACAUAAAUCUGCGUCAAGAAAGAAUACAUUCUAAGAGGUCUUCCAUAGUUAUUUUCCAAAUUAUUUACCAAUGGUUUACAAAAACAGAAACUCUAAGAGUUUUAAAUCCCCAAUUUCUGAUUUCAAUGUUUUUUGUAACUGGACAUAAAAUUAAAAACUGACAGUAUAAAUUAAAGAAGUAAACUAAAAACAGAUUAGACAUUGCCAGGCAGAAAUUUCCAUAUGGAAUCGGUUGCUUUUCAAAUUACAUUACAAAAUAUAUAACUCAAGUUUCCUGUUAUUUUAGUUAGCACUUAGUUUUUAGGAAUUGCUGCCGUCCGCAAUUGUUGAUUUAAUACUAUCCAAAAAAAACUGUAAGAACUACAAAAAUCACGACUAUCUAUUAAUUAUUAUUACAUUCUGUUACCCAACAACUAUUUAACCUCCUAUAUCUUUUUCAAUAGGUUAUCAAUUUUGUUCCUCUUGCGGUUUUAAUGUUUAACAGCAAUGUCUGAUCAGAGGAUAAUGGCAGGAGGCAUAUAGUACAGUUAAGUUCGGCAAAUAAUAUAGGUUUUAUAAGACAAGGGUUCGACACACUUAAUUCAAUAUGAUAAAAAGAUAAUAAUUGAAAACUAAAGUAGUGGAAAUCGUAAGAGAGUUGCACAUAUGUAAACACUUAUAAAAAUUUAAAUAAAAAUUCAAAGAAUGCUAAGGCCAAAAACGAUUAUAAUCUGCAUAAGUCUAGCUUUCGAUAUUGCUUUGGUGGAAAAAGAUAUUGAGAAACCCGAAGUUCUUCAAAUUUCCAAUGCCAGAGUGAAAUCCAGGAUAAUAGAAAUCAUCUUGUAAUAACUAAUGAAAACAUAUUAAAUAAACGAUGCAGGCCA
This is a messenger RNA of Drosophila ficusphila, 4011 nucleotides long. RefSeq names its product transmembrane protein 198. Lineage: Eukaryota; Metazoa; Arthropoda; Insecta; Diptera; Drosophilidae. Gene Ontology annotation, cellular component: plasma membrane. The transcript has 4 exons. The record is from RefSeq and is a predicted model, not a curated record. The coding region runs from base 526 to 1758 and encodes 410 amino acids.